UAUAUAAGGCAUUGCCUUGUUGCGCGGUGAAAGCGGUAAAAGUAGAUUACCGAGUGGAGAUUUGUGCGUGUGUGUGAAUGAGAAGAAUUGAAUGUUGAACGCGAAUUCGGCUUGAGAGCAGAGUCAUUUCCCCAAACUUGCCCCAAGCACCUACAGCACCACCCCAGCUUUGAUGUGAUUUCGCGCACAGACGGACUUGUGCCCAAUAUUGACUCUCAGAAAAGAAAGAGGCUCCGAUUCCAAUUCCAAUGUAAUUCCCUUUCUUGAUUAUCAUCCAAUCUUGAAAUAUUCUAGAUUUUCAUAACACAAUGUCUUUCAAAGCUGUCGUCGUUGGUGCUGCCGGUGGUAUCGGUCAACCUCUAUCUCUUUUACUCAAACAAUCCACUUUAGUCAAAGAAUUGGCUCUUUACGAUGUCGUAAACGCUCCAGGUGUUGCUGCUGAUAUCUCUCACAUCAACACUCCUUCAAUCGUAAAGGGAUAUUUGCCAAAAGAUGAUGGUUUACAACACGCUCUCAAAGAUGCAGAUAUCGUUGUCAUUCCUGCCGGUGUUCCACGUAAGCCAGGUAUGACCCGUGAUGACCUUUUCAACAUUAACGCAAGCAUCGUUCGUGAUAUCUCUGUCGGAAUUGCUGCUCAUGCACCAAAGGCAUUCGUUUUGGUCAUCUCUAACCCUGUCAACUCUACCGUUCCAAUUGUUGCUGAAGUUUUGAAGAAGAAGGGUGUCUUUGACCCUAAGCGCUUGUUCGGUGUUACAACUUUGGACGUCGUUCGUGCUUCCACUUUCGUGUCCGAAGCUGCAGGCAAGCCAACCGAAUCUCUUGAAUACCGUAUCCCAGUCGUUGGUGGUCACUCUGGUGAAACAAUCGUUCCAAUUUUGAGCCAAACUCAACCUUCUUCCAACUUUGAUCAAUCCACUUUGGAAGGUUUGGUUAAGCGUAUCCAAUUCGGAGGUGAUGAAGUCGUCAAGGCAAAGGAUGGUGCUGGUUCAGCCACUUUGAGUAUGGCUUUCGCUGGUGCUCGUUUCGCAACCGCCGUUUUGGAAGCUGCAAGCGGAAAAUCUUCCCAACAACCCGAAUACACAUACGUUCACCUUUCAGCCGAUGCUGGCGGUAAGGAGAUCGAAUCUUCUUUGCCAGGCAAGGCUGAGUACUUCAGUGUACCUGUCCUUUUGGGCAAGAACGGUGUCGAGAAGAUCUUGCCAAUCGGUAACACAACCGAUUACGAGAAGAAACUCCUCGAAACCGCUGUUAGUCAGUUGAACGGAAACAUCUCAAAGGGUGUCUCUUUCGUUGAAAGCUCCAAACUCUAGAUGUAAUGCAGAUGAAACAUGAUGAUUUACUUCAAUGAAAUUGCUU
Meira miltonrushii is the source of this 1356-nucleotide messenger RNA. Its product is annotated as putative MDH1-malate dehydrogenase precursor, mitochondrial. Gene Ontology annotation, cellular component: cytoplasm. Gene Ontology annotation, molecular function: L-malate dehydrogenase (NAD+) activity. Gene Ontology annotation, biological process: tricarboxylic acid cycle; malate metabolic process. The record is from RefSeq and is a predicted model, not a curated record. The coding region runs from base 309 to 1310 and encodes 333 amino acids. The transcript has a single exon. NCBI's taxonomy places the organism in Eukaryota, Fungi, Basidiomycota, Exobasidiomycetes, Exobasidiales, Brachybasidiaceae.